Molecule: messenger RNA, 924 nt
Organism: Peronospora belbahrii
Lineage: Eukaryota; Oomycota; Peronosporomycetes; Peronosporales; Peronosporaceae
Source: the annotation of a GenBank genome assembly
AUGUCCUCAUUAACAACAAAGUCUCCUAUUGCAUUAGCAGCUCAACCGUAUCUCUGUGGUGGUUCAUCAGCUGUAUUUGCUGCCGUUGCUAUCCAUCCAAUUGAUCUUGUCAAAGUGCAUUUACAAUUAGCAGGUCAAACAGGUUCAAAUGUGACGGGUCUAGGCGUAGCUCGCUCUGUUCUUGCAAAGGAAGGGAUUACUGGACUAUACGCGGGUCUGUCGGCUGCUGUAGCCCGUCAGAUGGUCUACGGUACGGCCCGUCUUGGUAUGCAUCGUGCUUUCUCGGAUAAAAUGAUUGCGCGUCGUGUCGCCAACGGGGAGAGCGCGUCACUGCCACUCGCGAUCAAGUCCGGCUCAGCUAUUGUUACGGGCGGUAUUGCCGCCACAUUGGGAUGUCCUAUGGACGUCGCUCUUGUCCGUAUGCAGGCUGAUACACUGUCCAAGGUUGGUGACAAACGCGGCUAUAAAAACGUGUUUGACGCUAUCUUGAAGAUCGCUCGUUCAGAAGGUGUGACUACGUUAUGGCGUGGUAGCAUCCCUCUUGUGGCUCGUGGGGCCGCCAUGAACCUUGGUAUGAUGGCUUCGUAUGAUCAGGCAAAAGAGAUGAUCACGGCUCAGUAUGGCCACGGCUUCGUCACGAACAUUGGCGCCAGUGCCGUGUCUGGCUUUGCCUGUGCCUUCACGUCACUGCCUUUCGAUCUGGUCAAGUCGCGUCUUAUGAACAUGAAAGUGGAUCCUGUUACGGGAAAGAAUCCGUACACUGGUGUGACUGAUUGUUUCAAGCAGAUCAUUGCCAAGGAAGGACUAUUCAAGCUUUGGCGUGGAUAUUGGACGUAUUACACGCGCUGUGCACCGAACGCAAUGAUUGUGCUUCUGGUUGUCGAACAACUCAACUCUGUAUACAAGAAAAUCCUUCUUGACUAG